AUGGUACCUGCAUUGAAAAUGAAAAUUUGCUCUGGGUAUGGAAUCAUCAGUGAUAUUACUACUGGUGCUGCUUCCCUGCGUGUCAUUGUGGUGACUAAGAACUAUCAGCACGUCUUGGCUUUGGAAUUUGCAAUAAAGGAGAUCAAUGAAAAUCCCUUCCUUUUACCCAAUGUCACCCUGGGCUUCCACAUGUAUGAUAUCUACUCUGAUGCCAGAUUGACUUAUCGAGCCACAAUGCAACUUAUUUCCAUGAAGAACAGAUUGACUUAUCGAGCCACAAUGCAACUUAUUUCCAUGAAGAACAUAUUUAUUCCCAACUACAAGUGUGAUCUCAAGGACAAACUAAGUGCAGUUAUAGGGGGACUUCACUCAGAGACCUCCCACCUGAUAGCAAAUAUUUUGGGCACCUAUAAGAUUCCACAGCUCCUGUAUGGCUCCACUCCAGAGAGGAUGUAUAAAACUGAAUUCCUUUCCCCAUAUCGGAUGGUUCCAGAUGAUGCCCUUCAGUAUCUAGGAAUUCUUCAGUUACUCCUCCAUUUCAAAUGGAUAUGGAUUGGAUUCAUUGCUGAUGAUAAAGAUAAUGGAGAAAUGUUUCUAGAGCUCAUGCUUCCAUUAUUUUCUGAGAGUGGAAUCUGUUUAGCUUUCAUGGAAAUAUGCCCCGAGAAUGUAAGCUUUGAUGAUUAUAAGGAAGACAUUAUAAGGAAAGGAUCUGAAAUGUAUGAAAAAAUCAUGACCAGUGCAGCCAAUGUUUUUGUCUUCUAUGGAGAAGCUGAUUCCAUCAUAUUUUUGAGAUGGGUGCUAUACUUCCCAGAAAUAGAAGUCAAUUUAUGCAAACCAAAGGGUAAAGUCUGGAUACUUACUGCCCAGAUGGAGUUAAAAUCGCUUGUCUUUCAGUGGGUUUGGGAUAUACAGGUCAUCCAUGGUGCUCUGUCCUUUGCAAUUCAUUCCAAAGACCUGCAGCAAUUCAAAGCAUAUAUUCAGGGAAGGAACCCUUCCAGUGCAACAGGAGAUGGUUUGAUCAUAGAUUUCUGGGAACAGGCCUUUCGCUGUGUUUUCCCCAGUACUUUCCAGGGUCAAAUUGAGGGUGACAUCUGCACUGGAGAGGAGAGGCUGGAGAGCCUUUUGGGGCCCUAUUUUGAAAUAAGCAUGACUGGCCAUAGCUACAGCAUCUAUAAUGCUGCCUAUGUGGUGGCCCAUGCCUUGGAUGCCAUGUUCUUAUCCAACGCCAGAGCUAGAACAAUGAUGGAAGGAGAUAGGACAAUAAAACUGAAUUAUCAGCCAUGGCAGCUUCACUCCUUUCUGAGGCAAGUCUCAUUUAACAACAGUGCAGGAGAUGAAAUAUUUUUUGAUCAGAAUGGAGUGGUAGUAGCAGGAUUUGAUGUUAUAAACUGGAUUACAUUCCCAAAUCAGUCCUUUGCUAGAGUAGAAGUUGGAAGAAUGGAUCCCAAAGCCCCUAAUCCUGACCAGGCAUUUACCAUCAACAAUGAUGCUAUUGUGUGGCACAGCUGGUUUAACCAGGCACAGCCUCUUUCUGUUUGUAAUGACAAUUGUCGUUCUGGAUAUAGCAAGCAAAAGAAGGAAGGGAAGCCGUUCUGCUGUUAUGACUGUAUUCCAUGCUCAGAAGGGAAGAUCUCUACAUUACCAGAUAGAGCUGAGUGUUUCCAGUGCCAAGAAAACCAUUAUCCAAACAAAGAUCAUAAUUCAUGCAUCCCCAAGAGUAUAGACUUUUUGUCCUAUGAAGAACAUAUAGGGAUUGGUUUAUUUCUUGUGAUGCUUACAUGUUCCUUGAUAACAGCUCUGAUCCUAGGAAUAUUUCUGAAGCACCACAACACCCCUAUUGUCAAAGCCAACAACCGGAAUCUCACAUACAUUCUCCUCAUCUCCCUCUUGCUCUGCUUUCCUUGUGCGUUACUCUUCAUCGGCAAACCUACUCAGGUGACCUGUCUUCUCCGGCAAACUACUUUUGCCAUUACCUUCUCAGUGGCUGUUUCUUGUGUGUUGGCCAAAACCAUGACUGUUGUUUUGGCUUUCAUGGCCACCAAUCCAGGAUCAAGGAUGAAAAAAUGGGUAGGGAGAAAACUAACCACUUCCACUGUCCUUUGCUGUUCCCUUAUUCAAGCAAUUAUUUGUGCUGCAUGGCUGACAACCUCUCCCCCAUUUCCUUCUGUUGAUACACAUUCAGUGCCUAAUGAAAUUCUCCUGCAGUGUAAUGAGGGAUCAGGUGGAAUGUUUUACUAUGUUUUUGGUUACUUGGGUUUCUUGGCAUUGGCAAGUUUCACUGUGGCUUUCCUUGCCAGGAAGUUACCUGACAGUUUCAAUGAAGCCAAGUUCAUCACUUUCAGCAUGUUGGUCUUUUGCAGUGUUUGGGUCUCCUUUGUUCCAACCUAUCUGGGCACUAAAGGGAAAUACAUGGUGGCUGUGGAGAUCUUUUCUAUCUUAGCCUCUGGGGCUGGACUGCUGGGCUGUAUCUUUUUCCCCAAAUGUUAUAUUAUGCUGCUAAGGCCUCAGCUAAAUACACGGGAACAAUUAACAAGGAGAAAUCUCUAA
Python bivittatus (Burmese python) is the source of this 2547-nucleotide messenger RNA. Lineage: Eukaryota; Metazoa; Chordata; Lepidosauria; Squamata; Pythonidae. The record is from RefSeq and is a predicted model, not a curated record.